This is a messenger RNA of Exaiptasia diaphana, 1224 nucleotides long. RefSeq names its product allatostatin-A receptor-like. The transcript has a single exon. Gene Ontology annotation, biological process: G protein-coupled receptor signaling pathway. Bases 247 to 1224 code for a protein of 325 amino acids. Gene Ontology annotation, molecular function: G protein-coupled receptor activity. Gene Ontology annotation, cellular component: membrane. The record is from RefSeq and is a predicted model, not a curated record. NCBI's taxonomy places the organism in Eukaryota, Metazoa, Cnidaria, Anthozoa, Actiniaria, Aiptasiidae.
AGAUUUUCAUUAAGAAGRYUUACAUCAAAAUACGCGAAAAAAUAGUUGAAGGAGGGACUUCAGCCUGACAAUUUCAAAUCMCAGUACUUGAAAUCGAAAUACUGAAUCAAAGAGGGAAACCAGACUAUUCUCAAAAUAAUGUAUACUCGGUAAGGAGUGUUUGGUAAUAUUCAGCUUMAAGUUUUGGAAGCAAGUUUUCGAAUAAUARGAGUAUCUUAAGACUUCAAUUUCCACAGCUGCGCAAAAAUGAUCUUAAACGAAUCUUCUGUGAACGUUUCAACCUUUUUUGGUGUCCAGACUCUGCAAUCACUKMCUUUUCAGAUCGACCGUUCUUUGAUAAUACCUCGAAUCAUCAUCUACGUYUUCAUUGGAUCCUUCAUCCUUGUUGGAAAUGCCUUCUGYCUGGUUGUUUUCCUGCGCACAAAGUCUCUAAGACGUCGUUCUUACGAUCUUCUGAUAAGCCUAUCAAUAGCAGACCUUCUUGUCGGAUUUUCCAGCAUUCUAAUAUGCGUAGAAGAUGGCCUGACUUUGCAGAACAAGCGAAAUGAUAUCCUACCUAUUUGGAGGGAUGUCUCACAAUAUUUCCCUCGCAUGUGUUCGCUUUUUACCGUUGCAAGUGUCGCCGUUGAGCGUUUUUGGGCGGUAGGGUUUCCUACCAAGCACAGAACGGCUGGAAAGUACCCUUAUAUAYUACUCAUAACAACUCCAUGGWUAAUGGCCCUGUGGUUAUCGCUUCUUUACCUCAGUAGCACACUGGGUUUGACUUCCUUCAGUGUAUUUAACUACAUUGAUGUAUUUCUCUCGCAGCUCACACUUCUCACAAUAGKUCUAGCGUACUGUGGGUUAAUGGUCAAAAUGAAGUCAAACACAAUAAGAAACAGACAACCGAGGAGCAUUUUAAAAGAGCGCAAGUUAGCGGUGACGCUAUUUGUAGURACAUUAGCAUCGUUGAUAACCAUCUACCCAGUGAAUAUCUACUUUGUYAUACAAAUAUUCCAUGGAGGACAUGAAUUUGAGAUUUCUGCAAAUCUUUUUCUUUUUCUUAUAGCACUAGCAUGCUGUAAUUCCGGCGUCAACGUCGUUGUUUACAUGUUCAGAAUUAAAGAAUUYCAAAGGGUCGCUUUCAGAAUGCUCGGAAGACAUGGUGCACGUGUUACUUGCUCGACAAGAAAUGAAKGUCUUCCCUCACAAAAUAACAGUUCUCUGGCGAAUUCGAAGAUCUAG